Messenger RNA from Colletes gigas, 1847 nucleotides. Its product is annotated as E3 ubiquitin-protein ligase MARCHF8-like. Lineage: Eukaryota; Metazoa; Arthropoda; Insecta; Hymenoptera; Colletidae. The coding region runs from base 611 to 1528 and encodes 305 amino acids. Gene Ontology annotation, biological process: immune response; antigen processing and presentation of peptide antigen via MHC class II; protein polyubiquitination. The transcript is spliced from 6 exons. The record is from RefSeq and is a predicted model, not a curated record. Gene Ontology annotation, molecular function: MHC protein binding; ubiquitin protein ligase activity; zinc ion binding. Gene Ontology annotation, cellular component: late endosome membrane; cytoplasm; lysosome.
UCAGAGAAAUGAGAUACACAGUCUGUUAUGGAGAAAGGACUGUGUUCCGCAAUGAAGUCUGUAUUCGUAAUAAUUUUGAAUACUAAUGUGGUUAAUAGCGCGUGUUUAAAACGUGAACGGUGAUAAACCAGAAGCCAUUUGAAAAUAAUUUGAACAUCAAAUUGUGCAAGUUAAUUAAUUUAUCGCAGUGAAUACGAGUUCUCCUAUAUUGUGUCAUUGACUCGAGACAAAGUGUCAAAAUCGUUCAAGCUUGACUUGACUUGUGUUUAGCAAAAUUACAUUAAGACAAAUACUGGAGAUUUGUUUACUAAACUUUGCUCAAUCAUUCAAAAUUAGACUAUUUAAACCAUAUAUUUCUUAGCCAAUCAUCGUUACUAAGCAGAAAACUGUUAUUGCUUCUACUGUAAUUUUAUACGGAAACGAAAAGAUGUUAUUAGAUACACAGUGAAAUUAAACAUUGAAUAUUAUGGCAAAUAAGUUCUUCAUAUGAUUGACUAUUGAUAUGUGCUUAAACAUGAUACCAACGAAAAAAAAUUACCAAACACUCAUCAGGAUGUGUUUCGUUAAUGUUCUUUAUCACUGAUCACAUCUUUGCUGAGGUCAGAGAGUGAUGCCGGUUCAUCAGAUCAAUGUUAAUCCGCCUGACUGGCAACCACCUCUGUCUCUUGGUCCUUCCAAUAACAAUAGCCCUGCUACUGGUGAAGGUUUACCAGAAUGGACACCAAGGGAAUCAACAUAUGCAACAGUAGUUACGAUUAUACCGGAUCAUUGUCACUCAUCUGUGAGCACAUUGUCUUCAAGCAAUCAUGAUAUUUGCAGAAUAUGCCAUUGUGAAGGUGAAGAAGGUGCUCCUCUUUUCGCACCCUGUUAUUGCAGUGGCAGUUUACGCUAUGUACAUCAGGCUUGCCUUCAGCAAUGGAUAAAAGCUUCAGACACACGUGCUUGUGAAUUAUGUAAAUUCACAUUUAUUAUGCAUGCCAAAACAAAACCAUUUUGCGAGUGGGAAAAACUUGAAAUGUCAGCGCUAGACGUUCGUAAACUAUGGUGCGCGGUUGCUUUCCAUGCAGUAGCUGCACUUUGUGUGGCUUGGUCUUUAUAUGUACUUGUAGAACGAUCUGUGGAAGAAGCGAGACGUGGAUACGUGGACUGGUCUUUCUGGACUAAGCUAAUAGUUGUUGUAAUUGGCUCUACAGGAGGCUUAGUUUUUAUGUACAUCCAGUGCAAAGCAUACAUUACACUAUGCAGAAAAUGGCGAGCAUUUAACAGAGUAAUAUUUAUUCAAAAUGCUCCUGAGAAAGUGGUGCUUCCUCCCUCACCUACAGAUUCUUUGAGAGAAGUAACGUUACCUCUGAAGGAUCCAACUGCCUCGAUGCCCGAGCUCAAUCAUACCUUAUUACCCCGUAACAUAGAUCCUCCAUGUGCCUCGCAGAUGGUAAAACCAGAUUCUACCGCGCCUCCACAGAGGCACGACGCUCAAUUGAAACUUUACGUAUUUGAUAAAUUGUCCUCGUCGGAAGACAACUUGUAAUACAGUCGGGGUAAUAUUGACGGCUGCUAAUUGUGUAUUAAUGAUUAGCAAAAAUGUAAUGCAGGCAUAAACGUAUGUCUAGAAUGAGCCGUAAUUCUAGACUACAAAUACGAUUUUGAAAAUCGAAGUUUCUAUUUCGAAACUGUCAAAUGUCCGCCCUUAUGGAGCACCUUUAUCUGAAACUUAGUACUUCAGUGCUUACAUUGACAAUGGGAUAGCUGAAAAUGUCUAGCCAUUGGGUUAACAUUUUCUCAGACAUUUGUGUACAUAAUUAUUGUAUCUGUGAUGUUAUUAAAUAAACUUUACCAUAUUUAAACAA